AUGCAAUCCUCAGCAACGGACGCCGAGAACGCAGAAAUGCAGGAGUUCUCUCCAGAAGUUGCACCCGAACUUCACAAAUUCAAACUCAAAUCAAGAAAUCAAACUUCGAGACAUAAUCUACCUGAUUUAAAAUUUGAAAACUCGCUUCAGGAAAAAUUGUGUACCCUUACUAAGAUUCUGUAUAUCGAAAGAAAAAUGUGCCUGGUGCCAUAG
This is a messenger RNA of Plasmopara halstedii, 213 nucleotides long. RefSeq lists its product as uncharacterized. NCBI's taxonomy places the organism in Eukaryota, Oomycota, Peronosporomycetes, Peronosporales, Peronosporaceae. The coding region runs from base 1 to 213 and encodes 70 amino acids. The transcript has 2 exons. The record is from RefSeq and is a predicted model, not a curated record.